AUGAGUUCGCAAAAUACAUCGGCGGUGAAUACCGAUGACAUAGAACGUCGUCGAGAACAAUGGAGAUAUUAUGCUCGCUUGAGAAGACAACGAGAAGACAAUGAAAGCAGAAAUAUUCGACUGGCAAGACGUCGUGCUAAUUACUCAAGACAAAGGCAACAAACUUUAGGUGGUGAUCACAUUUUAGUGGGAGGCCCAACAAAUUUAAAUGAAGAAGAUGUUGUACAUUCAAAUUCAACAUCAACAAACCCAUCACUAAUGCCACCUAAUCACGAGGAUGGACGAAGUCGUCGGCUUACCCAUGUCCGUAACUUGGCACGCAAUAUGCCAGUUGAGCAUAGGGCUAUGCAAGAAGUCAGUGGUCUCCCUCCAACCUAUCCAACUAUAAUGGCGAAUGACUUUGAGGCUGGAUCAAGUCAUAUAAAUUCUAAUGUUACUACUGUUACAGAAAGAAUUGAAGGAGUUGAAAAUAUAGUUGAGCAAAACCAAGGGGAUGGCUAUAGAGAACAAGGUGCAGAAAGAACAGAAGCAGUUGAAAAUAUAAAUUGUCAAAAUCACGGGGAUGGCUACAGAGAACAAGGUGUUGACAACACGUUUGAUGGUACUGCACAUGUAAUAAAUUGUAUGCGAGGCAGAUACAAUUGUGCAAAAGAUUAUAAAGAAGGUAUACAGACCAUUAGGUACCAACUACCACAACCAAAGACAUGUUACUUUUGUAAUGCCCGUUUGUUCCAUCGAGAGACAUCCUCGAUGUGUUGUAAGGAUGGAAAAAUAUCCUUACCCAACAUACCAAUUUGUCCUGAAUUUAGGGAGCUCAUUUGUGAGCAAACACCACGAGGCAGACAUUUCAGGCAAUAUAUACGGUUUUACAACAACAUGUUUGCAUUUACCUCAAUGGGAGUACACGUAGAUGAAACCAUGGCCUUGAAUAGUCGAGGAAUAUAUACAUUUCGGGCCCAAGGUGCCAUCUAUCAUAGAAUUGGUAGUCUUUUGCCACAUACACCUCAAAGUGUACGGCAUCUACAAUUAUAUAUCUACGACACUGGUCUUGAAAUACAACGCAGAAUGUCUCAAUCUGUAGAAGCUCAUGAAGAUAUUGUGCAACUUAUUCAAAGGAUCUUAGACAUGCAUAACCCAUUUGUGGAGAAAUUUCGUCAACUAUCUCGAAGUCCAAAUUUACAUCAAUGUAAACUUCUGAUUAAAGAACAACCUUUAAACCAACCUCAAUAUUGCCUUCCCAGUGCUUCCCAAGUGGCAGCUAUUAUUGUAGGAGGAGAAGAAGCUGGUCAUUUAAGUGGUAGAGAAAUUUUGGUUCAAACAUUUGGUGGUAAUUUGAUCAAUGUUCAAGAUACAGCAGGAUAUUAUGAUCCAUUGCAGUACCCAAUACUUUUCCCAUUUGGAACAUAUGGAUGGGAUAUCAAUACACGCGACACUAAUAGAAAUAAAGUGUCAUGUCGUGAGUAUUAUGCAUUCAUCUUUCAGAUUCGCGACGAUGCUCUAUCAAUGAUUUGGUAUGGAGGACGCCUUUCACAACAGUAUGUUGUUGAUAAUUAUGUAAAAAUUGAAACACACAAGCUUAGGUGGUUUGAGCACAAUCAAGAUUCUAUUAGGGCAGAUCUGUACCAAGGCCUACAAGAUGCUUUCCAUGAAGGAGAGAGUGAUACUGGAAAUGUUGGACAUAGAACCAUUCUACCUUCAUCAUUUGUGGGAAGCCCACGCGAUAUGAUCCAACGAUUUCAAGAUGCAAUGUCAUUGGUUCAAAAGUUUGGGAAACCAGAUUUAUUCAUCACAAUGACGUGUAAUCCAGGAUGGGAAGAAAUCCAAAAUGAGCUUUUACCCGCACAAACCGCACAAGAUCGUCCAGACUUGCUUGCAAGAGUUUUCAAAUCAAAAUUUGAAGAAUUGAAAGAUGAUAUUGUGGUUAAAGGGGUUCUCGGAAGAGUUAUUGUAUAUGUGCAAGUCUUUGAGUUCCAAAAAAGGGGUCUACCACAUGCACACAUGCUUAUAAUUCUCGAUGAAGAUGAUAAAUUGCAUAAUCCAGAGGAUUACGAUCGAGUUGUUAAAGCAGAAAUACCGUGUAAGGAGGAACAACCUCAGUUACAUAAAGCUGUACUGAAACAUAUGAUACAUGGUCCUUGCGGAGUACAAAAUCCAAGAUCACCAUGUAUGAAAAAUGGGCGAUGUAAAAAAGGAUACCCAAAGCCUUUCUCGCCAGAAACCUACCAAGGCAAUGACUCAUAUCCUGUUUACAAACGAUAUGAUACUAAUAAUCCCGUACCAUUGAAUGAUCAUUGCAGGAUUAUGGUAGACAAUACUUGGGUUGUUCCAUAUAAUCCUUGGUUAUUGCUAAAAUAUAAUUGUCAUAUUAAUGUUGAAAUAUGUUGCAGUAUCAAGAGUGUAAAGUACUUAUACAAAUAUGUGUAUAAAGGCCCAGAUCGUGUCUCUAUGGAAGUUAGACCAGGCCCAAAUUAUGAUGAGGUCCAACAGUACGUUGAUGCAAGAUGGGUAUGUGCUCCAGAGGCAUGUUGGAAGAUAUUUUCUUUCCCUAUGUAUCGAAUGUACCCUGCCGUUUUCCGUUUGCAAAUUCAUCUUCCAGAUAGACAACAGGUACAUUUUAGAUCACAUGAACCAAUUGCUAAUGUUUUGGAGCGAAGUAAAAAGACAAUGCUCACUGAAUUUUUUUAUAUGAAUACGAUUGAUCAUGAUGCACGAAAUUAUCUAUAUAGAGAGUUCCCUGAGCAUUAUUGUUGGGAUUAUAAAAACAAAACAUGGACACAAAGAAGAUCUCAUAAAAAAGUAGUGGGCAGGGUAUAUACUGUUUCACCAUUUGAUGGAGAAAAGUUCAAUUUGCGUGUUCUUCUUAAUCAUGUCAAGGGGCCAACAGGAUUUGACGAUUUAUUGACUGUGAAUGGGAUAACCUAUCCAACUUUUAAACAAGCAGCUGAACAUAGGGGUUUACUAGAGAAUGAUAACAGCAUACGACAAUGUCUACUUGAGGCAAGAGACAUUCGAAUGCCGUCAGCUUUAAGAAGAUUGUUCGCAACAAUAUUGGUAUUUUGUUUACCAAUUGGAGUAAGAGAAUUGUGGAAUGAGUUCUAUCCAUAUAUGAUAGAAGAUUACCCAUCAACAUCUGUUACAACAGAGACACAUCGUACAAAUAAACUUCUCAAUGAUUUAGAGGCAUUACUCUUGCAACAUGGAAAGCAUAUUACAGAGUAUGAUUUGCCAAUUUUAAGUGGAGAAUGUGACAAUGAUUCAACUAUACCAAGACUCAUACAAGAUGAGCUAACUAUUCCUAAUAUAGAUGAAGAAUUCACUUUAAUUGAGAAGUUGAAUAACGACCAGAGACUUGCAUAUGAGACAAUCAUGACAGUUAUUGAUCGUAACGAAAGCAUGAUAUUCUUCGUCGAUGGGCCAGGGGGAACUGGAAAAACAUUUUUGUAUCGCACAAUAUUGGCAGCCUUGAGAAAAGCUGGUCACAUUGCAAUUGCCACAGCUACAUCUGGCAUAGCAGCAACAUUACUCCCUGGUGGAAGAACAGCGCAUUCCAGGUUUAAGAUUCCUUUAACUCUAGAUGCUUCAUCUACUUGCUCAAUAAGUAAACAAUCAGACAUAGCUGAGCUUAUUAGACGUGCCACCGUAAUAAUUUGGGAUGAAGCCCCAAUGGUAAAUCGACGUGCACUCGAAUCUUUAGAUAGAACAUUUAGAGAUAUUAUGGAAGUAAAUUUACCUUUUGGUGGGAAGGUGCUAAUUUUGGGUGGAGAUUUUCGUCAAGUACUUCCGGUUGUUCCAAAGGGUACAAAGGCAGAAAUGAUUGAUGCAUGCAUAGUCAAGUCCCCAUUAUGGAAAGAUGUCAAAGUGUUACAUUUGAAGCAGAAUAUGAGGUCUAGCAAUGAUGAAGAGUUUGCUGAGUACAUACAACACAUUGGUGAUGGGAAUGAACCAUAUAUAAUUGAUGAUUUGAUUAAACUACCCCCUUCAAUGGCAAUGGAAUGGGAGGGUCAGCAUUCUAUAUACAACUUGAUUGAUCAAGUUUUUCCAAAUUUACAAGACCAUGUCAAUGAUGCAAGGUAUAUGGUUGAUAGGGCCUUGCUAACACCUAUAAAUGAUGAUGUUGAACAACUUAAUGCAAAGAUAAUUUCUCAGUUUCCAGGAGAUGAGUUUACAUUACAUUCUUUUGAUGAGGUUGAAGGAGAUACACAACAUCUAUAUCAACAAGAAUUCCUAAAUUCUAUAUCUCCAGGGGGUUUACCACCACAUAUAUUAAGGCUAAAAAAGGGUGCUCCAAUUAUGUUGUUGCGCAAUAUAGAUCCAAAAGCCGGAUUAUGUAAUGGUACAAGAUUGAUAUGCCGUGGAUGUUUUAACAACGUAAUUGAUGCUGAAAUUUUGACUGGACAAUAUGUGGGUACACGCAUUUUUUUGCCAAGAAUCCCUUUGAAGACAACAGAAAAUGUACACUUGCCAUUUGUAAUGAUCAGACGACAAUUUCCUGUACGUUUAAGCUUUGCACUUACAAUAAACAAAGCGCAAGGUCAGACAAUUCCAACUGUUGGAAUUUAUCUUCCUGAUCAUGUUUUUAGUCAUGGCCAAUUAUAUGUGGCAUUGUCAAGGGGAGUCUCCCAAUCCACCACAAAACUAUUGGUGCAAAAAGGCAGAAUACCUGAGGAGGAAGGAAGAAUGCCUAACUCAAAUGUGAGGAUUGAGUCCACUAUGCUAAAUAAUGGAGUGCAUGCUGUUCCUACUGCUCAUUGGGAGAAGUGGAAGGAUGAUCAGUCAAUAUCGAACAUGGAGCCCAUUGAUAACAAGGUUCGAAAAUUGCAAAUUUAUUCACCUGGUUGGGGAUUCACUGUUCGAGCUGACAAGAAAGAGCUUUGGAGAGAAGUGAAACGAGUUUUAGAGUCACAAGAAUUGGAAAGGACCAAGAACAAAGACAAACAACAAAUUGCUGUCAAGAGCAAUGAAGUUUCCAACAUCCAUAAGAAUAAAGACAAAGGAAAAAUGAAGGACGAUGUGAUCUCUAACACUCAUGCCAACAGAGACAAACGGAGAAUGAAAAUCAAGGACAAUGUGGUUUCCAACAUCAAAGAGCAAAAAAAGAUACGAACAAAAAAAAUCAAGGACGAUGCAAUCUUCAACACCAAAAAUAGUAAAGACAAACAGAAAAUGAGAGUCAAGGACGAUGCGAUAAUAAAGCAGUUCUUCAAGUCCCAAGCUGAAGUAGACCAUUUCACAUACAUGGAGCUAUGCAAUAUCAUCACAAGGUUCAUGGCAAAUGCUGCUGGAAAGCAAUUAGAAUGUGACACAAAUAGCAUUGCUCCACCAACUUCUCCACCAUAG
Messenger RNA from Quercus robur (English oak), 5337 nucleotides. RefSeq lists its product as uncharacterized. NCBI's taxonomy places the organism in Eukaryota, Viridiplantae, Streptophyta, Magnoliopsida, Fagales, Fagaceae. The record is from RefSeq and is a predicted model, not a curated record. The transcript is spliced from 12 exons. Bases 1 to 5337 code for a protein of 1778 amino acids. Gene Ontology annotation, biological process: DNA repair; telomere maintenance. Gene Ontology annotation, molecular function: DNA helicase activity.